This is a messenger RNA of Peronospora belbahrii, 909 nucleotides long. Lineage: Eukaryota; Oomycota; Peronosporomycetes; Peronosporales; Peronosporaceae. The record is from the annotation of a GenBank genome assembly.
AUGGGGAUUCACAACAGUCUGGAAAAUUUUAUUUUGAGCCCUCUUCGCAAAAAGUUUGAGCUAUAUUUGGAGCGUUACAACGCUGGUAUCGCAGAUCGUGACAAGACAGAGAUGAUUGAUGCGCUAUUAAUGAACUACGAUCCAUCUGAGCUAAACCGAUGGCUUCAGGUAAGACUGACUAACCCUGAUGAAAUGGAAAUGGCCACGAGAAUUGCAGAAGCAGCAAUUUCAGGAGUCUACAGGUUUGGAUCAAGUAUAUUAAGUAUAAGACAACCAAAAUAUUCUAGUAAAGCGGUGGACCCGGGGAAGAGUUUUGAUGCGGCGGUGGAGGACGCGAUGGUUAAGGCUGCGGUAUCAGUAAUGCUGCAUGAGCUUGACAUGAUCCGCGUGCAUAAGAUGCUGACUAAGGCAGCUGUUAAAUCUAAUAAACAUUACGAAAUGGCUGUUAAGAUGAAGAAGGAGUUUUUUGAAUUGUGGGGUCAACACGAUGAUGCAGAGCCGCAUGAGGUGGGUAAAAUUUUGAAAGACUCAGGAUUCUCAAAGAAGGAACAAAGCGAAUAUUAUUUAAAGUACUUAAAAAAUAAUAAUAAAUACAAAGCUGAUCGAUGGGAGGCGCGAAGGGAGGUGCGCGAGGAAGGCGACAAGGAGAAGACAAUAUCGGAGGAUUUGUUUAAUGAGCCGAACGUUGGCGACAAUGUGAAGAAGACAAUAUCGGAUCCGAGAAAAGUGGAUUUGUCUAAUGAGUUGAACGUUGGAGACAAUGGGGAGAACACAAAAGUUGACGAGAUUCUGAAAAAGAGGAAGGAUACCCUAUUGGACGAGCAGCUGAAACAAAAGUUGGACGCGAGGAAGCAGCAGAAGCUGGAAGCAAAGGCGUUAGCGAUAAAGAAACGGAAUCCCACACUUUAG